Molecule: messenger RNA, 1581 nt
Organism: Orbicella faveolata
Lineage: Eukaryota; Metazoa; Cnidaria; Anthozoa; Scleractinia; Merulinidae
Product: hemicentin-1-like
Biological process (GO): cell-cell adhesion
Cellular component (GO): plasma membrane; cell-cell junction
Molecular function (GO): cell adhesion molecule binding
Source: RefSeq, a predicted model, not a curated record
AUGUCAACAUCCUAUCCAUUCCGGAUCAAGGCAAAAACUGAAGAACAAAGAUAUGAUGAAUCUGCAGAUGUCAAAAAAUAUUCAAACUAUUUUGUGGGUAACAAUUCCCAUUGGUUCAGUCUAAGUGUUUUUUCCCUUUUACUUUUCCUGCAUUUUGGUUUGUUUUGCUUCGUAGAAUUGCAACCAGUAUUUACAUCAGAACCUUCAGAUCCAUUCGCCGUUCUGGAAGGUAACAACAUCACUCUAGAAUGGAGCUAUGAUCUUGCAGGUGGAUCGUUUCUACGCGUUGAAUUCGUAGAUGUUACUUCUUUCCCCACAAUCCGGAUUUUAGAGGUGGACACGAUAGGCCAGACACCACGUUCCUUGGUAAACGACUACAUUGGUCGAGUACAAGUAAAUGUAACAACUACCUAUACGUCCAUUACGAUCCUUGGGGCUAACAGAACAGUCGACAGUAAGGAUUAUGAGUUUGAGGUUGUCCUAAGCGGCGGCAGCCUGACUGCCAGUGUAGUGACGAUUUCAGUGCAGUAUGAUCCAGAAUUCGCUAGUGCCAGUGGUGAUCAAGCUGUUGUUGAAGGUGGUCCCAGUAUUAUAUUAGAGUGUAUUCCAAUUGGUGAACCUCUUCCAAACAUCACCUGGACCAGAUUGCUUGACAAUGGCAGUGACAGCAAUGUGCUGUUUACUGGGGAGCAGUUUGUACUUGACAACAACAGAAGUUCCACUGGGACAUAUCGCUGUACUGCAGACAAUGGGAUAGGAACUGCUCCCAACCGCACUAUUGCUGUGGGCGUUACUUACAAACCAGAGAAUGUCAUGUUAAUGGUAAAUGAUUCAAACAUCUGUGAGGGUGAUAUCAUCAGUAUCAACUGCUCAGCUGAUGGUAAACCUUUGGUUCAUACAUAUCAACUGUUUGAGAAUGAUAUACAAGUGCCUGACAGUGACACCAAAGGAGUAUGGAAGAGAACAAUGUCAGCUCAAGGAAACUUCACCUACAGAUGUGUGGCCAACAACACCGUAGGCACAAGCGACAAGAAUGUUACAGUUUCUGUCAAUGUCCCAGCAUUUUGCAUUGUACAUAACUACAAACCAGAAAAUUUCAAAUUUGCGACAAGUAAGAUAGAAGUCUGCCAGGAUAAAGUGGUCAACUUUACCUGCUCUGCUGAUGGUAACCCUGCAGUACAAACUUAUCAGCUGUUUGAGAAUGAUACACUGGUGACUGAUGGUAGUAACAGUCAUGGACUGUGGAACAAAAUAAUGUCAACUGGUGGAGUGUUCACCUACAAGUGUGUGGCUAAUAACAUUGCAGGAACAGGACAAAGUGAAAGUGUUACUGUUAUUGUUAAAGUGCCUUCGUCCCUAGAACCAAUACAGAAUAAAACAAUUAUAGAAGGUAGCAAUGUGACUCUGUCAUGUAACGCAUCUGGAAUUCCCCCAUCACUGGUGUCUUGGAUCAAGGUUGGUGGUCAUAUGCGUAUUAAUGGAAAAGAACUGGUGUUCACAAACAUUAACAGGAUUGAAGCUGGAGCAUACAUGUGUGAAGCCAGUAAUCAGUGUGGAAAUGAGUUGAGACUGUCCUUCUGA